Ceratitis capitata (Mediterranean fruit fly) is the source of this 1616-nucleotide messenger RNA. Its product is annotated as sin3 histone deacetylase corepressor complex component SDS3. Gene Ontology annotation, cellular component: Sin3-type complex. Gene Ontology annotation, biological process: negative regulation of transcription by RNA polymerase II. The transcript has 6 exons. Gene Ontology annotation, molecular function: histone deacetylase binding. The record is from RefSeq and is a predicted model, not a curated record. Bases 108 to 1112 code for a protein of 334 amino acids. Lineage: Eukaryota; Metazoa; Arthropoda; Insecta; Diptera; Tephritidae.
UGCUUGACAUUUGGAUUCGUUGAUUUUUACAGAAAAUUUUGCAACAUACGGGAUUUAAUAAAUAUAUAAGCUAUUAUAUUAUUCGAACGGCAAAAAAAGUAGGUAGUAUGCCUUUCCAAAUGUAUUCAGCUCAAUUAUACAGCAAUUUCGAUGAUAAUGAAGAUUCCCGUUCUAAUCACUAUGAUCAAAACGCAUACGACAGUGAAGAGGACACAGAUGAUGCAAGUGAAACGGAAUAUAGAAACAGUCGUAGUAGUAAUGCUACCAACACCACCAACGGUGGGAGCAAUCAUGAAUUGAAGGAACAAGUAUAUCAACAUAAGUUAGCCAUACUAAAUAAACAAAGGGAAGAACUUAAACUCCUCACUCAUCCGGAUUAUACGAAGCGUGUAAAGAAGCUGGAAUAUCAAUAUAAAGAUCGCUUACGGCUAAAUGAAAUUCAUCGAGAAUAUUUGAAGGAAUGUGUUGAAAAAGACUACAUGUCAGAACGGAGAGCGGCGCAAAAGGAAUAUGAAGAGAAAAAAAUUGAUUUGAAGGACAACAUCUUAGCAGAUUUAGAAGAACGGAAAAAGGUUAUAGAAAACGAAAGAUAUAAUCUGGAGCUAACAAAUGAUUCGACGGAAAUAAAGCCAACAGUUACACGUAAAUUACGAAGACGUCCAAAUGAACCAAUACCAGUUGUGGAAAAACGUAGAAAACCUACCACGGGUCAAUUACUUGUAUAUUUGUUGGACGAUAAAGAAAUCGAUAAUGAUAUGAAAGCCAUACAGAGAGGCAAGCCAUUAUUAACAACAUCACAACAAAAUGGUGUUGGUGGAGUUCCUUUUAGCAAUCUACAACACGGGAACUUGCUUUCGGAAACAACCCAUUCAAACGUAAGCAACAAUGUCGAAACGCGUAUUGAAGAUGGUAAGCUGCUCUAUCAACGAAGGUGGUUCCAUAGAGGUCAGCAGGUAUAUGUUGAAGGAAAGGAUUUAGUGAAAUUCGCAGCAACAAUAACGGCUAUAGGGAAUGAAGUGGUGUGGGUGAAAAAAACAAAUGAUAGCAAAGUUAAAAUUAAUAUGUCUCAUUUGGCUAAAGGCAAGGUUACGAUUAAACGACGAGCCAACUGAUCCAACGUCAAAUGCAGCACAAGUAGCUGCAACACCAAUCAUUCAAACAAUUCAUCUACGAUAAUAAGAAAACAUAAUUGAUAAAUUGCUUACAAAUUUAAAACGUAUGUAAUUUUAUUUGCGUGUAAUGUAUAGUUUUAGUUUUAGAUAUCAAUAUUUGUCUCGCAGCAAUUUACUUAUUGUACCAACCAUUAAUUAUUUUAAGGAAUAAACAAAUUUUCGAUACCAAUGUAAAUAACAUAUUUAUGUAAUACUUACACAUAUAAAAUCAUCAACAAGCAUUAAAUAAAUAAUUAAUUUAAUACUUGGCAUUAAAAAUAAGCAAUUAUGUGAUAAAUGAAUUGGAAUGUUUCAGAUAGGGUUGAUGAAUAUGUGUAUGUAUGUAAAAAGUUAUGUAAUUAAUAUUACAUAAAAACAAAUAAUCACGAGCUUAAUUAUAUAAUAUACGAGGAGGAUAAUAGAUAUGAAUUUAAUGCCAAUAAUUUAGAUUACCCUAUAAAAUCA